Polistes canadensis is the source of this 772-nucleotide messenger RNA. It is a transcript of the gene Bin1, whose product is annotated as histone deacetylase complex subunit SAP18. Gene Ontology annotation, cellular component: nucleus. Gene Ontology annotation, molecular function: transcription factor binding; transcription corepressor activity. The transcript has 4 exons. The record is from RefSeq and is a predicted model, not a curated record. Gene Ontology annotation, biological process: negative regulation of DNA-templated transcription. The coding region runs from base 139 to 606 and encodes 155 amino acids. NCBI's taxonomy places the organism in Eukaryota, Metazoa, Arthropoda, Insecta, Hymenoptera, Vespidae.
CAUUACUGCCAUCUUUGUCAAUGUCAGUGAACUAGAAUAUAAUUUGUUUGUUGACGCAUUUAAAGAAAUUAUUUUAUUAAUUAACAAAUGUGUAUGUGUGUUAUAAGUAUUUUUAUUUUAUAAAAUAAUUUAAUAAAUAUGGCAUCAGCUUUAGAAUCCAUGGUGGUCGACGAAAAACAACUUCCUGAAAAGCCAGUGGAUCGAGAAAAGACAUGUCCGCUCCUACUCAGAGUCUUUUGCAAUACUGGACGACAUCAUAAUAUCAUGGAAUACAGUAGGGGAAAUGUACCAUCCAAUGAACUUCAGAUAUAUACUUGGAUGGAUGCUACUCUACGAGAAAUUACCGGUCUUGUUAAGGAAGUUAAUCCGGAUGCACGGAGUAAAGGAACAUAUUUUGAUUUUUCUUUAGUUACUCCAGAGUUAAGAAAUUCUGGUUAUAGAAUGAGGGAGAUUGGUGUUACAUGUUCAGGUCAGAAAGGAGCUGAUGAUAAUAAAACACUUGCACAAGCACGGUUUACUAUAGGUGAUUAUUUGGAUAUAUCUAUAACGCCACCUAAUAGAAUGAUGCAACCUGCUAUUAGACGUGGAGGACUUCGUCAGUAUUAAUAAUAAAUUAAUUUUCUAUGAUCUCCGCACGCGCGCGCGUAAAUGUGUGCAUAAAACAGUACAAUAAAAAACUUGGUCAUUCAGAAUAAAAUAAAUUUGACAAGUGUGUAUUUCUAAGAUGCAUAAGUUAUGUUUUGUAAUAAUAAAUGGUAUAACAAUUGAUAAA